AGCACCGCCAUCAUCAAUAGAAAUUGUCGAUCAUGCGGCAAAUUCAAAAAUUGAAAUUCGAGAAAAUGAAGAAUAUCAUUUAGAGUGUCAUGUGCGGAAUUCAAAACCUGCGGCAACAAUUGUUUGGUAUAAAAAUAACGAUAUUUAUAAUACAGAUAAACGAGAAGAUCACGUGGUGAAAGUAGAAAAUGCAAACGGAAGACCAUCAAAAAGAUUCGAUGUCAUGUCUCGAAUCACAUUAACGCCUACAGCAGCUGACGAUACAGCCACAUUCACAUGCGAAGCUCGUCAUGAAGCAUUACCAGCUGAUAUGCCGAUGCGAGUUACUGUUAAACUUAGUGUAUUAUAUCCUCCAUCAAUGCCUUUCAUUGAAGGUUACACAGAAGGUGAAACUAUUAGAAGAGGUCAGCAAGUAUCAUUAGUUUGUAAGAGUCGCGUGGGAAAUCCUCCAGCACAACUUAUUUGGUAUCGUAAUGGAGAACAGGUUCGAAUGACAUAUCGAACACAGCGUACAGAAUCAGAGAAUGUAUUAACAUUUGUAGCAGAUGCAGCUGACGAUAAAGCUCGAUACAAGUGUGAAGCAAGUAACGUGAUGUCUCGUGCACCGCUCAAAACACAAAUUGAUUUAACUGUCCUCUUUUCUCCCGCAUCUGUAACUAUAACUGGGCCAACCGAAGCACGUGUAGGUGACCCCGUACCACUAACGUGUGCUACAGCCAACAGCAAUCCAGCUGCAGAGAUCAAAUGGAUGGUCGAUGGGAGACAGGUACGAAACGCAACUGAGCGUAAUGCGAUAUCACCAGAUGGUGGAUGGAUAACAACAUCAAAUAUUACGACAGUUAUUGAACCAGGAAUGCGUUCAUUGGUUGUUCAAUGUUAUGGCCUUAAUCAACAAUUAUCUGAAAAUGUUGUCAGUACUCAUACGAUCAAUAUUUUAUAUCCACCAAGUCAACCCAUUAUUCAAGGAUAUACAAGUGGAUCACCAAUUCCUGCUGGUACUGUGAAGAAAAUAUCAUGUAUGUCCUCUGGUGGCAAUCCCUUAGCAACCCUUACGUGGUAUAAAAAUGAUAAAAAGAUAUCCAGUACCAUCAGUAAAAGUGAACGAUCUGUAACAGCCGAAUUGAAAAUCCUUGCAAAUGCUACAGAUAAUAUGGCCCAAUAUCGCUGUGAAGCAUCAAAUGCAGCAACAGAAAUUCCUUUAUUUGAAACAAUCACAUUAGACGUUUAUUUUGCACCAGAUAAUGUGAAAAUUCAAAAGCAUCCAGUUGAUUUAAAACCAAAUACUCAAGCAACAUUAACAUGCGAUUCAAGUUCAAGUCAUCCACCAGCUAAAUUAUCAUGGUGGCGUGAAGGUAUUGCUGUACGUGGUGUUAAUAAUACCACUCGUCCAGGAUUACAUGGUGGUUAUGUUUCAUCAAUUGAAUUGAACAUUAAUGUAACGGAAGAUAUGAAUGGUUUAGUGUACACGUGUCAAGCCGCCAAUGAAGCAUUACAGCGAAGUGUACAUGAUGCAAUUACACUUCAAGUUUUAUAUAAACCUGUCUUUGAUGAAAAAAGCAGUCCUCAACAUGUGGUUGGUACAGAGAAUGAAACUCUUAUCGUAACAGUAAAAGCAGACGGUAAUCCCCCUAACAUUGCAUAUACAUGGACAAAAGAUGGGUUGCCAAUUUCUAGAGUUGGAAAUAGUGGUACAACGAGCUUAUCUGACAGAAUUAUCUCUGACGGUCCUCUUCUGAAUAUCACUAAAGUACAUCGUAAUGAUGCUGGAGUAUACUCUGUCGAGGCAACAAAUUCCCAAGGCGGGAAUGUUUUACAUAUCAAUAUCACCGUUGAAUAUCCAAUAACUAUUAAAUCUAUAUCGGAAUCUGUUAUGGUAAAUCCACAUGUGGAUGCAACCUUACAAUGUACAGUUGAUGGAAAUCCAUUAACAGAAAAUUCAGUGACAUGGGAACGAAGUAAUUAUGAUUUAGAAGGCAGAACAACGACUACUUUCAAUUUUGAAAAUAAAACGUCAACAUUAACAAUACAUGAUCCGACUAGAGCUGAUGUUGGAGAUUUUCUAUGUGUUACAGAUAAUAAAAUUGGCAAUGUAACGAAACGACCAGUUUUGUUAGUCGUGAAAUAUAAACCAGAAUUAGAUACAUCACCUAGUUUAAUGAAAGCUGCCACCGAUGUUGGAACACAAGCACGUUUAGUUUGUCGAGCGUCAGCAGCGCCUAAAGCUCGGUUUAUAUGGUCACGUGAAGGUGCAUCAAUUCAAGCAAAUGCAUCUAGUAAAUAUUUUGUCGAAUAUCAUAAGCGUGAUUCACUUACAUAUGAAUCCAUUUUGUUAAUUCAACAUGUAACAAGCUCCGAUUAUGGUCCAUAUGAAUGUGUUGCAAAGAAUGAAAUGGGUUUUGCUAGUUCAACAGUUCGAUUAGAAGUGACAUCUGCACCGGAUACGCCUGUCAGUAUCAGUAUACUAAAUGUCACACAUGAUUCAGUGACUGUUGCCUGGACUCCUGGUUUCGAUGGUGGUAUGAGGAGUACAUAUCGCGUGCGAUACAGAUUAAUAAAUGACGACAACUACAAAUAUCAAGAUGUACCAUCCGAUAAUCAAACAAUGCUUACUGUCCGUGGUCUGGAUUUAGGUUCGGAAUAUGUGUUCUCUGUUAUGGCAAUGAACCAACUUGGAUCCAGCAAAUAUUUACCAGAUUUAACACGAGCAAAAACAUUAAGUCAAUUACCACCUUCAUAUCGUUCACCAACAGCAUCUGAUUCAAGUUCUGAUAAAUCAAAUCAAAAUUUUCCUGGCAUGUUGAUUAUAGUGGGAACAAUUUCUGGCACGGCUUUAAUACUUCUUAACGUUCUACUAAUCGGAUGUUGCUUGCAUCAUAAAGCGAAAAAACGUGUUACAGAACAAAGUGGUCAUACUAGUAAAUCAGCAACCAUUGAAAUGUAUGCACCAAGUAGUUACAAUGAUACAGUUACUGGAGAAACACUUUCAUCAGUUAGCGAAAAAAGUGAAACAUAUUCAAACGAAGGAAGCAAUGCUGAUUAUGUGGAUGAAGGCCGUAAGCAAGCCGCUAGUACAUACCUCAUAGAUCAAGGUGAAUAUCCAUCACCUUAUCCACCAAACUAUCCAGCCUAUGAAAUGCAAAUGCAUCCUAAUAGGGAUUUACCCCCACCUCAUAAAACUCAUACACUACCUCAUCCACAUCAUCAUCACGCACAUCAUAAUAAUCAAGCAGAUGUAAAUCGAACACGUGAUGAUCAAUCAAUUGGUGGACGGAAAUAUGAUCAUAGUGGAAAUAUGUCGGCUAAAUCGUCGUAUAUCAGUGCUCCGUCCCCAGCCCCUCCAACUGAUGGCUCCUACUAUAAUAUGGCUGAUCGAUAUUUAUCAUAUCCACCACCAUUAGAAUUUAGUCAUCAACAUUCACAUACACCUCCAAUUCCAACCCCACCACCUUCAAUGCCGGCAAAUGGUACUUUACGUCGGCAUCAUACAGCACAACGAAAUAAUAUGGCUGUACCGCCAGAUGUUUUACAUAAUACAAGUGCUGGUGUACAAAAUCAACAAAUUCUUCAUCCGCAAGGCUUACAAGGCCAAACAGGCAUUUUGAGAAAUGAUUGUAUACCAUCUAUGACAACAUUUUCUAACGUUGGUAAUUUUCAAGGACCCAUAGAACAAGAAGGACAUCUGGUUUGAGACGAGGCUAACGAUAUAAUCUGUAUGGAAGAUUAUGUAUAGUGCUACACGAAAGACAAAAUAUCUAUACAUGAAUUUUCAAAAUAUACAAGUGAAUUUAAAAUUUAAUAAAAAAUUGUGAUACCGAAUAAAAAUAAGUAGUGAGCAGUCUACAAAAAAACUGAUAAAAAACAGUGAUGUGUGAACUAUCAAAGUAAAA
Chrysoperla carnea is the source of this 3887-nucleotide messenger RNA. RefSeq names its product nephrin (gene sns). Gene Ontology annotation, molecular function: cell adhesion molecule binding. The coding region runs from base 224 to 3688 and encodes 1154 amino acids. NCBI's taxonomy places the organism in Eukaryota, Metazoa, Arthropoda, Insecta, Neuroptera, Chrysopidae. The transcript has 19 exons. The record is from RefSeq and is a predicted model, not a curated record. Gene Ontology annotation, cellular component: cell-cell junction. Gene Ontology annotation, biological process: cell-cell adhesion.